This is a messenger RNA of Calypte anna (Anna's hummingbird), 1466 nucleotides long. It is a transcript of the gene SUGCT, whose product is annotated as succinyl-CoA:glutarate-CoA transferase. The coding region runs from base 159 to 1298 and encodes 379 amino acids. The record is from RefSeq and is a predicted model, not a curated record. NCBI's taxonomy places the organism in Eukaryota, Metazoa, Chordata, Aves, Apodiformes, Trochilidae. Gene Ontology annotation, molecular function: catalytic activity. The transcript has 14 exons.
GCUGCCCCGGAGCUCUGAGCGCCGCCUCCGCCUCCCCCAGCACGGGCGGUGGGGCGCGGGGCGGAGGCGCUCCCCCGGCAGGUGCUAGUAAUGUAAAGCCAUUGGACGGUGUGAAAAUUCUUGACUUAACAAGGGUACUCGCAGGGCCCUUUGCCACAAUGAAUUUAGGAGAUCUAGGGGCUGAAGUUAUCAAAGUGGAGAAACCAGGAGCUGGUGAUGAUACAAGAGCCUGGGGCCCACCUUUUGCAGGAACAGAAAGUGUUUAUUUUCUUAGCAUCAAUAGGAAUAAAAAGAGUAUAGCUGUCAACAUGAAGGAUUCAAAAGGAGUAAAGCUAAUCAGAGAGCUUGCAGCAGUGUCUGAUGUUUUUGUGGAAAACUAUGUCCCUGGGAAACUGGCUGAAAUGGGCCUGGGUUAUGAAGACAUUAAAAAGAUUGCUCCUCACAUAGUGUACUGCUCAAUAACAGGUUAUGGUCAGACUGGUCCAAUGGUUCAAAGAGGUGGAUAUGACUCCAUUGCAGCUGCAGUAUCUGGUCUUAUGCAUAUCACAGGGCAUGAGGAUGGUGAGCCAGUUAGACCAGGAGUAGCCAUGACAGAUCUUGCUACUGGGUUGUAUACAUAUGGAGCAAUUAUGGCUGGUUUACUUCAGAGGUAUAAGACAGGGAAAGGACUGCACAUUGACUGCAAUCUCUUGUCAUCUCAGGUUGCAUGUCUCACUCAUGUGGCAGCUAAUUACCUUAAUUGCAAAAUUGAACCAAAACGCUGGGGUACUGCUCAUGGAAGUAUUGUUCCCUAUCAGGCUUUUAAGACCAUGGAUGGCUACUUUGUGGUGGGAGCUGGAAAUGAUAAGCAGUUUGUCACUGUGUGCAAGAUCCUGAAUGUGCCUGAAGUUAGUAGGGAUGCCAGAUACAAAACUAAUACACUCAGAGUCCAAAACAGAAAAGAACUUAUUGACAUAUUGUCAGCCCGGUUUUCAGAAAAAGCAACUUUUGAAUGGUUGCAGCUCUUUGAAGGUAGUGGGGUUCCAUAUGGCCCAAUCAACAAUAUGCAGCAAGUAUUCUCGGAUCCUCAGGUGCUGCACAAUGGACUUGUGAUGGAAAUGAAUCAUCCAACAGCUGGGAGGAUAGCUGUUCCAGGACCGGGUGUCAGAUACAGUGAAUUUGCUGUGUCACAUCCCAAACCACCUCCGCUUGUUGGACAGCAUACAGUGGAGAUACUGAAGGGCAUGCUGGGGUACGAGGAUGAUGCCAUAGAGGAAUUGCUCUGCAGUGGUGCUGUGGCUCAGCAUGAGGUCAGAUAAGGAACAUUAGCUACAUUCCUUCACACUGAGUUCACAUUACUUUGUCCUCUUUUUGCUCCCUUCAGCUCCCCUAAUGGGACUCAAAGAGAAGACAUAAUUUAAUUCUUAAUUUUCUUCCAUGUGUGUUUGUAUGAUUUUAACACUGAUGUAUCAAAUAAACAAUCUCAU